CCGACCCAGUAGGGGGAUCCCCGAGCCCCCCCGGGAGCAGAUCCCCCCACGCACCGGGGCGGGAGGGACGCGGGGCGGGCCCGGCAGCGGGAGGCGGCGCUUCCCGGCGGCUGCGGCCUGGGAGGCCCGGGCGGGCCCGAGCGGCACUGGGGAGAUCGGCUUGAGUGGGACCCCCUAAGUCAUUCACCCACCGCGGAGUGGCCAGUUGGGGUGAGGCCCCCGCAGAGAUUCAGCUGUUUCCUGCCUGCAGCCCUGUCCGGAUUUCCAACCCCCUGACCCCCGUGGGUUCUGCGGAUCCAGAUUCCCAUCCCCUGUCUCUGCUGAGAAGUGGGAGGUCGUCGCCUGGGGUGACCCAAGGGGGCAGAGAUGCCAUCGUCGGAGAAGGAGCGCAGGGCCAAGAGGCGAAGCAGAGACCCCUCCCCGUCCCGGGGGCACCAGGGCGGCCGCUGGGACUGGAGCUGCCCUGAGACGCGGCGCCGGCUGGAGGAGCUGUAUUUCCGGGAGCAGGAUUACAUCCGGGCGGGCUCUGAGGAUAGCCGCCAGUUCUGGGCCUUCUUCGAGCGGCUCCAGCGCUUCCAGACCCUGAAGGCUAAGCGGGAGCCGGCGGUGUGGGCUCCCCCGGCCCGGGCUGACCCCUCUGCCACCCCUGGGCUGGCUGGCCUCCCACAGGAGUACGACCCAUGCUACCGGAUCAACCUGUCAGUGCUGAGCGGGGACGUGGAGGGGCUGGCGGGGGGCAGGAGGGGGGGUCCGCGGCAGGGCCCAGGGGUGCCGGCCGAGCAGCUCUCCCAGUUCCGCGCCGCCCUGCUGCAUUACCUGGACUUCGCCCAGAAGCAGAGCUUUGCCAAGCUGGCCAAGCUGCAGCGGGAGCGGGCGGCCCUGCCCAUUGCUCAGUACCGUGAUCGGCUGCUGCAGGCUGUGGCCCAGAACCAGGUGGUGGUGGUAGCCGGCGACACGGGCUGUGGCAAGUCCACACAGGUCCCCCAGUACCUGCUAGCGGCUGGGUACAGUCACGUGGCCUGCACCCAGCCACGUCGCAUCGCCUGCAUCUCGCUGGCCAAGCGGGUGGGCUUUGAGAGCCUGCACCAGUAUGGGGCUGAGGUGGGAUACCAGAUCCGCUUCGAGAGCACCCGCUCCCCGGCCACCAAGAUCGUCUUCCUGACGGAGGGGCUGCUGCUGCGGCAGGUGCAGCGCGAGCCGGCACUGCCCGGGUACCAGGUGCUGAUUGCCGACGAGGUGCACGAGCGGCACCUGCUUAGCGACUUCCUUCUGGGCGUGCUGCGCCGCCUGCUGCCCGCCCGCCCCGACCUCAAGCUGGUGCUCAUGUCGGCCACCAUCAACAUCCGCCUCUUCGUGGGGUACUUCGGGGGUGCCCCUGUGGUGCAGGUGCCCGGCCGGCUCUUCCCCAUCACGGUCGUCUACAAGCCCAUCCCCCAGGACGAGCUGGUGGCAGCGAGCGGGAAGCCGGAUCGGCUGGACCCCCGGCCCUACCUGCGGGUGCUGCAGGCCAUCGACCACAAGCACCCGCCCGAAGAGCGGGGUGACCUGCUUAUCUUCCUGAGCGGGGUGGCGGAGAUCAGCGCUGUGCUGGAGGAGGCCCAGGUCUAUGCCACCCGCACCCAGCGCUGGGUGGUGUUGCCCCUGCACAGCACCCUCUCCAUUGCCGAGCAGGACAAGGUGUUUGACAUGCCCCCCCCAGGAGUCCGGAAAUGCAUCAUCUCCACCAACAUCGCUGAGACCUCGGUCACCAUCGAUGGGGUGCGCUUUGUGCUGGACUCUGGGAAGGUGAAGGAACUCAGCUAUGACCCCCAGGCCAAGCUGCAGCGGCUGCAGGAGUUCUGGAUCAGCCGGGCCAGCGCCGAGCAGCGGAAGGGGCGUGCGGGCCGGACGGGCCCCGGGGUCUGCUACCGUCUCUACGCUGAAUCUGACUACGACGCCUUCACCCCCUACCCGGUGCCGGAGAUCCAGCGCGUGGCACUCGAUGCCCUGGUGCUGCAGAUGAAGAGCAUGGGGCUGGGCGACCCCCGGACCUUCCCCUUCCUGGAGCCGCCCCCCGAGUCCAGCCUGGAGACAGCCGUGCGCUACUUGAUGGAGCAGGGGGCGCUGGACAGGGCCGAGAGCCUGACACCCAUCGGGAGCCUUCUGGCCCAGCUGCCCGUGGACGUGGUGAUCGGGAAGAUGCUGGUUCUGGGUGCGCUCUUUGGGCUGGCUGAGCCGGUGCUCACUGUGGCGGCAGUGCUGAGCGUGCAGUCCCCAUUCCUGCGCCCCACACGCACCAACCCGGACUGUGCCACGGCCCGCCGGCCCCUCGAGAGCCCCCACGGCGACCCGCUGACACUGCUCAAUACCUUCAAUGAGUGGGUGCAGGUGAAGUCGGAACGGGCUGGCAGCUCCAGGAAGUGGUGCCGGCGCCGGGGGCUGGAGGAGCACCGGCUCUAUGAGGCGGCCAACCUGCGGCGCCAGUUCCAGGAGCUGCUCCGGGACCACGGUCUGCUGGAGCCUGUGCAGGGGCCCAGGGACAGCUACGCCCGGCAGAGCCGACACCUGGAGCGCCGGGAGCUGCGCCAGCUGCAGCAGUGGCAUGAGGAGACAGAGGGGCGGAAGCGCAAGGUGCUGAAGCUGCAGGAAGGGGAGGCCGGCUCCUCCAGCGACGAGGGUGCCAGCAGGACUGAGUCGUCUGGUGUCGAUAUCCAGGACGUCAAGUUCAAGCUACGGCACAACGUGGACGAGCUCCAGGCUGCGUCCAGCGCGGCCCUGUCCUCCCACCGGCUUGCCCUGCUCAAGCUGGUGCUGUGCAGGGGUCUGUACCCCCAGCUGGCCGUGCCCGAUCAGUACAACAGCUGCCGCAAGGACUCUGACCAGAUUUUUCACACCAAGAACAAGCAGGGGAUUGUCCUGCACCCGACCUGCGUCUUUGCCAGCAGCCCAGAGUUGCUGCAGACCACAGAGAAGAAGGCAGAGCCUGGGAGGAGCAGAGGUCCCCUCUCUUGUGGCUUUGCAGGUUCGCAGGAGGGGCUGAGCAGCCGGCACCAGCUCCUGGCCUUCGUCUCGCUGCUGGAGACCAACAAGCCCUACCUGGUGAAUUGCCUGCGGGUGCCGGCACUGCAGGCUCUCCUACUGUUCUCCCGUGCCCUGGACACCAGCGCUGACUGCACGCGGCUGGUGGCAGACUCCUGGCUGGAGUUGUGCGUGCCGGACAGCGAGGCUGCCCUGCGGCUGCUCUCCGCAGCCCUGCAGCUCCGCGCUGCCUGGGAGGGGCUCCUGAACCGGCAUCUGGAGGGGAGGUGUGGGGAGCCAGGGCACAGACCGGACCCUCGGGAGGUGGCGACGCUGAGGCAGGGGCUGCUGGAGUUUCUGCAGCACGAGGUGCAGUACAGCCUGCGCCAGCUGACGGCGCUGGAGAAGCAGAACCUCUACGUGGGGCCCCAGACAGUGGCGGCUGCGCCGGGGCUCCCGGGUCUGUUCCAGGGGGCAGAGAUGAUGCCCGACGAGGAGAAGGGCGGCUAUAGGGUGGCUGAGUUCCUGACCUACAACUGCCUCGUGAGCGACACCGACCUGUACAGCGACUGCCUGCGCAGCUUCUGGACCUGCCCGCACUGCGCCCUCUACAUGCCCUUCACCCCCAUGGAGCGCAUGAGCCACGAAAGCAGCUGUCGGCCCCAGCCCCAGGAGGCUCCCCCGGAAGAGGCCGCUGAGUGUUCAGCCAAAGCAACUGCUCUGCAGAGACCUUAUCACUGCGAUGCCUGCGAGCAGGACUUCAUGUUCACAUCCACGGAGAUCCUGCGGCACAGAAAGCAACACCAGUGAUGGCCAGGGCUGUGUGUCUGGGCCUAGCCCUGAUGGGGGCAUAGUGGUCAGAGCAGGGAGCUGGGUGUCAGGACUCCUGGGUUCUCUCCCCAGCUCUGGGAGGACACAUGGUCCUGCCCCUACAAAGCGCAUAGCAGCGCAUCCUGGCUGCGCUGGCUGGACUUGCGGUGUGGGGUUGGGGUGGGAGCUGAGUCCUGCAGCGUCGUUCCCUCGCUGACUCCCAGGGUAGUUUGUUACGAGUCGGGUUGGUGGGUUCGUUACGGGGCAGGCAGAGACCCCCUGCCCGUGGGUCUGUCAGGGUGUGGCUCCAGUGCCGGUUGGACUGGGCCUCUCUGGUGGGGCCAGAGGCACUGCUCCCCCUGGCGGGGACACGUGUUGGGUUUUUGUACGUGUGAAUAAAUGUCCCUUGGCUGAGGAGCGCAGCCCCCAAAUGGGAGGCCCGGGUUGUCCAGGGGAGGCUCUCUGAUACACAGUGGGCUGGAGGGUGUGGGACAAUGGCUCCUUCUGGCCUAGCGUCUCUGGGACUGAUGGCCCCGGAUGGGGAAACUCACCAGUGCUAGCAGCUGCUUUGCCCUCUGUGGCGGGGGCUGGAACCCUCGCGUGGGCGAUAGGGCAGCCCAUACCUGAGCCCUGGUGGCUCAGUGCAGCUCAGCGCCCUGCAGCCCCCGGGACACCCCCAUUCUGCCCCUGCGCCUGGUCUCUGCAGCAGUAUCGGAAUAGAUCCACUCAGGGCAAGCGUGUGUCUGCCCGGCUGGGAGCAGGAGUGACAGCGAGCGAGGGCCUUGGCAGGAGCUGGGGCCGAGUGGUGCGAUGGGAUGCGUGGCAGAGAUGCGCAGCAGGAAGUCAGCAAGGCUUAGCCGGAGCUUAGGGGUUGGGUGCUAGGAGAGGCCAAGAUGGUGCCCAGGUUACAGGCUGAGCAAUGAGAGUGAGGGCAUGUGCAUGUGGGUAUCUCCUUGGGAUAGGCAUGUUCCCAUGGGCAGCGUGCGCGCACACUGUCCAUCUGAGAUUGGAGUGUGGACGUACCAGGAGACGGAGGUGCAGCCCAGCCAGGCGCUGGCUGGGAGGGCUGGCUUCUCUGGGCUCAGCUCUGCUAGAGAUGCUGCCUGGACUUUGCGUGGCCACGGGGUGGCAGCCUCGCUCUGUUUGCAGGAUUUGCUGGCGCGCUCCCAGCUCCUGCUCUGAGCUGUCCACGCAGGGUGGAGAGACAGGGACCUCCUGUGUUUGUCAGGCUCCUCAUUAGCGAUGGGUCACCUGUUAUUUAUUCCAUAGAGGCCCCAUCAUGCCGGGUGCCUCCCAGACCCCGACCGAGAUCGGCCCUGCUGUGCUAGGGGCCGUGCAGAUGCAGAGCAAGAGCAGCCCCUCCCCUGAAGAGCCCAAAGUCCUAGCAGCCCUGCAGAAUGCACCAGGCCGGAGGACACGUGGCGCCCGGCGAAUCCUGUCCUGUUGGCUCUGGAGGCCUGGGCUGCGGGGCUUGGGGCUAGCCCUACUCUCCUCUACAUCACUCCCAAGCUGGCUGCUCAGGAGCUUCUUGGGCUGGCCAGCUCCCCAGGGAGGCUGUGCUUCCUAGGAAUUGGGGUCUGAGAAGCAGAUCCCCUCCCGCACCUCCAGCCCUGAAAACAACCCCACCAAUUGGUGGGAUGGCCUUGAGUCUAAGCAGCCCUUCCCUCCCCCCCGUUUCCCUGCUCUUCCCUCAGCCCCAUCUCUCUUGCCCUGUCCAUUGCAGGUUGAGAAGGUUGCAUUGUAUAGCACUGGGGCAGAGAGCACAGAGCGCCACAGGGUGGGCAGGGCAAAAGGGUGUCAUAAAGGACACCUCAGAUCUAGGGCCACAUUUCACACUGGUACCUUUGGGCAGAGAACAUAUCCAGUAUCUACUGGGUCGGGGGGCUGGGAGCCAGGACUCCUGGGUUCUAUCCCCGGCCCUGGGAGGGGAGUGGUACCGAGUGGUUUGCGGGACGGGGCUGGGAGCCAGGAUUCCUGGGUUCUAUCCCUGGCCCUGGGAAUGGAGUGGGGUCUUUGGGUUCGAGCCGGGGGGGGGGGUGGGAGCCAGGACUCUUGGGUUCUAUCCCUGGCUCUGGGCAGGGAGUGGGGUGUAGUGGCUAGACCUUGCUCCCAAAGCUAAUCGGAAUUAAUGUGCCCCUUUCUGUAACCCGCCCUAGCAGGUGUUGGGUCUGCAGUCCUGUCUCAUGGCAGGUUCACACUGGAGGUUUAUAUCCCUCUGCUGGCUGGGAAGACUGGGGCUAGUCCUUCAGCUCCCGUGGUCGCGGCUGCUGUACGUCCCUGUGCCUCACAGGUCUCCGGGGAGAUGCCUGCCAGGGGAGGUGUGUGUUGGGGGGCAGCUGCCCCCAAUGCCUCCAGGUCACAAUGGGGAGGUGAUCUCUCACACCCUCCAUCUGUCUCCUCUCCCCAGCACCAAAUUCAGCCAAAGUUUUAGGCAUUCAAGUGUUACUGAAUUGCUGAAGCUGUUCGAAACAGCCUAUCCCCUCAUGGACAGCAAGAGACCCUACCAUAAACAAACAUGUAAACAAGGCAACCCAUGUAACAAGCACACCU
Molecule: messenger RNA, 6357 nt
Organism: Dermochelys coriacea (leatherback sea turtle)
Lineage: Eukaryota; Metazoa; Chordata; Testudines; Dermochelyidae
Gene: DHX34
Product: DExH-box helicase 34
Exons: 17
Coding region: 367-3807 (1146 amino acids)
Biological process (GO): nuclear-transcribed mRNA catabolic process, nonsense-mediated decay
Cellular component (GO): intracellular anatomical structure
Molecular function (GO): RNA binding
Source: RefSeq, a predicted model, not a curated record